Molecule: messenger RNA, 480 nt
Organism: Selaginella moellendorffii
Lineage: Eukaryota; Viridiplantae; Streptophyta; Lycopodiopsida; Selaginellales; Selaginellaceae
Product: splicing factor 3B subunit 4-like
Exons: 2
Coding region: 22-345 (107 amino acids)
Source: RefSeq, a predicted model, not a curated record
UUAUCUUUUGAGGGCCCAUUCAUGUCGUCUCCAACUGUAGCAGCACAAAAAAACCUCCUCGUUGCCACGCUUGUGCUUCUUCUCGUAGCGAUUUCUAGCGGGAACACCAACAGCAAAUCACCCGUGAGCAAAGGCAGGAUGUUUCGCCAAGACUAUCCCGAUGUCGAUCCAAGCCCUCGGUCAUGGGUACCAGUGAGACCGGGAAAAGUCUCCUACAAAAGGCUCGUUCCUAGCCCUCCUCCACCUCCAAAAAGUUCGCUCUCGCCUCCGCCGGCACCAAGUCCUCUCCCGGAACCACAGGGACGUCGGAGGACCAAAAGGACGUUGCCAAGCUCACGAAAUUGACGUCUUCACCAGCCAAGUGUAUCAGAGUUUCCAGUCGUAAAGCCAACGAGUGAUUGCAGAGCCAGCCUCGCUCCUGACUUGUUCCAAUGGAUUUUUUGGAAAUUCUAAGUCGAAGUUUCCUUCUUCCGGCUUGAA